GUCUCUCUUUUUUUAAUUGUGGUCCGAUCAACUAAAUAGUUAAACUCUCCCCGGCCGGCCGCCACCACGACCGACACACCGACUUGCAUCAUAUUUUAGUCCCAUCCUAACCCAACACCGCUUCGUCUCAUCUCCCCCUGUAGCCCUUGCUAUCGAACCUUACGCCCGACCGCCUUCUACCCGUAACCUGCUACGAUGCGAACCUACUGCUAGAUGCUUCUUCACUCGCCAUGGCCUUCAACUUCAACUGGUCGCCGCUCACCGCCGACGCGGAGUUCUACAAGCGAGCCCAGGAGCUCCUCACGGACGCACUCAAUAAAUCUCCGAAGCCUCCCAUAAUCGUCGAUGACAUCCUCGUUACCGAGUUCAAUCUCGGGUCCGUACCGCCGGAUCUGGAGAUACUGGAGAUUGGGGACUUGGCUGAGGAUAGGUUUCGCGGCAUCUUCAAGAUGUGUUAUUCGGGUGAUGCUUUCUUAACAUUACGGACAAGAGUUCAAGCAAAUCCUUUGAAUACGUAUCUCUCAGCCAAGCCGACCUUCACGUCGCCGCAACCCUUAGCGGCUGCGUCAAGUCUGACGAUACCUUUAUCUAUUACUUUAUCUGAGAUUAAGCUAUCUGCUUUUAUUAUUUUGGUUUUUUCGAAGCAAAAAGGUCUUACCUUAGUCUUCCGAAAUGACCCUCUCGAAUCACUCAAGGUCUCUUCGACCUUUGACUCAAUCCAAUUCGUUCGAGACUACCUUCAGAGAACCAUUGAAGGGAAGUUGAGAACUUUGAUGAUGGAUGAGUUGCCAGCUAUCAUUCAUAAGCUCUCACUACGGCUUUGGUGCCCCGACCAAUUGCCGAGAGAAGAGGUCGUGCCGAAAGAAGAGGCCGAAGAUGAAGCUGUCAUUGACCCCUUUACCAAUUUGCCUGCGGAGCCAGUUGACUCAAAUGGACACGUGCUUGAUCCUAGUGAGAUUGCGUCGAUAUCUAUGGACGGUGGUCCAGAAAUGCAAUCGCUCUUCUCCCAGAAGAACUUGUUGAGAUUAGCAGCUCUUACCGACUCCCAUCGGACAUUGUCUCUUUUCACACCUGGAAUUCGUGAUGCGUUAUUCAGAGCUUGGGCUGGGUCGAUGGACCGCAGUGAAACCGGUUACUCGACACCGAACCCCACGAUGCCUAGUCUAAUGCGAACACAAUCCGUGCAAGGAAGUAGCACAACUUACACGUUUACUGAUUCAAGCAGCGUGGAUCAAGGCAGCUUACCUUCCCGACCAUCGUUGACCAGCCUCCACUCGGCCACCACCGGGUUGGCUCUUGGCGCUGGGCGACAUUCAAGAAGCUCACGCAAGAAAAAGACUCGUGUGGUUAAUUUGCGCCGCAAUAGAACAGGGGAUGAAGCGAGUACUGAGGGCAGUGUGUCCCUCUCGUCGGAUACUACGUCGGUCGCUGGUCCAUUCUCCGAGCCAAUCCUUCCGAGUUCAAUACCAGAAGAGACCGAGGAAGAGCCAGCAGAUGAGGAGCCAUUUUCAGGUAACGUGCGAUUCAGAUCCGAGAAGGAAUUACCAUCUCGUCCGCCUUUGAGUAUGGAUAUGUUUAAGGAUCCAGCUGCCACUGAGGACGUUUCCGUAGAGGCGGCAGAGAACGAGUCAGUAGAGAACAAUGCAAGCACUACUCCAGUUCGGCGCCAGGAAAAGAUUCUAGAGGCCCUCGCUUCGUCUUCUAGGAUCCCGUUUAAUAUUGACCGACGUCGGCCCAUGAGUGCCGACUCGUCAUCAGUGAUCCUCGAACAGGCUUGGAUUAUGAAAAUGGCAGGCGAGAUCGCGCGUCGCGUGUACGACGAGAAACAACGUAACGAGAACUUUUGGGCGGAGCGAGAAGACACUCCACCUCCCGCAUACCAAGCGACACAAUAAAGUUGUCGCAUUAGAGAAACCUUCCAUCGCAAUCAUUUUUGAGAGAGAAUUUUUCGUUUGUCUAUACACAACCGCAGUUAGACUGUAAAUACGGCAUAUGGCGUUACGACAAGGCAUUGCGGCAGGGAAAGCCCUGGCGGUUGGAGAUAUCCGAAUGUCCUAAUGUUUAUUCUGGGCGGCGGUUUUUGCAGCAGAGGCGUUUUUAGGCGAACGGGUCUACAAAAAAAGAACUUUUGAUGGGAUAUUGGUUAACACUCAAGACUUUUGCUUUUUGAAGAAAAGAUUGUCUUGGUCUAUCUAUUUGUCGAGCAACAAGAUUGGUCGCUCGGACGAA
Daldinia caldariorum is the source of this 2229-nucleotide messenger RNA. RefSeq lists its product as uncharacterized. Bases 231 to 1895 code for a protein of 554 amino acids. Gene Ontology annotation, biological process: phospholipid transport; mitochondrion organization. Gene Ontology annotation, molecular function: lipid binding. The record is from RefSeq and is a predicted model, not a curated record. The transcript is spliced from 2 exons. Gene Ontology annotation, cellular component: ERMES complex. Lineage: Eukaryota; Fungi; Ascomycota; Sordariomycetes; Xylariales; Hypoxylaceae.